Molecule: messenger RNA, 297 nt
Organism: Linum trigynum
Lineage: Eukaryota; Viridiplantae; Streptophyta; Magnoliopsida; Malpighiales; Linaceae
Source: the annotation of a GenBank genome assembly
AUGCUCGCUCUCGUCGUCCCUUGCUCGCCGCCUUCACUGUCGUCGUCGGAAUCCGGAAUCCGAAUCGCCGCCUUCACUGCCGCCUUCUAUUCGUCGUCACCCACUGCUCGCCGUCUUCACUCGUCGUCACCCACUGCGUGGAGAGGAUCGCCGUCUUCACUCGCUAGCUGCGUGGAGAGGAUCGAAGGAAGGAAGAGGAUCGAAGAAAGAGGGGUUUCGGCGGUGAGAACUGAGAAGAAGAGUGUAAUUGGUUUCACAAAACCGGUUGUACCGGUCAUCAACACACAAAUAAAAUAA